AUGAUGUUUAGAGAUGAAAAGAGGGGAGGUAGAGAACAUCCAAGUAAUUUGUUAAUGGGUUUCAUGUCUACUGUCAAUGAUUGUGGGCUCAGGGAUUUAGGAUUUGUGGGGGAGAAAUAUACUUGGGAAAAGUCGAGGGGACAACCUAACUGGAUUCAAGAGCGGUUGGAUAGAGGGUUUGCUAAUCAUAGGUGGCAAAGUCUGUUUCCGUUGGCAGAGAUGCAAGUGAUUGAGGUAUCCAUGUCAGAUCACCUACCACUGUUCUUACAGUUGAAUAAAAAGGCGUACGAGCCUAAAGGAUAUCGGUUUAGAUUUGAGAAUAUUUGGCUUCGUGAGAAGGAGUGUGUAAAUGUAGUGAGGAAUGGCUGGGAGCUAGCUGGAGGUAUGGAUAUUACAGGUAAAAUUCGAUUGUGCGCUGAAAAAUUACAACAAUGGGGAGGAGGCUUAAGUAAUGAAUACAAGGUAAAGAUUCAGCAAUGUCGGUUAAUGCUGAAAAAGCUGAGGUCACGUCGAGAUUGUCAAGGUAUUCAACAAUAUAAUGCAACAAGGUGGGAAUACUUGUCUUUGCUUGAUAAACAGGAGGUAUAUUGGAAGCAGCGUUCUAAGCAAUUCUGGCUCCAAGAGGGGGAUAAGAAUACAAGAUUUUUUCAUCGGUAUGCAUCAAAUAGACGAAAGAAUAAUAGAGUGGACAGAAUUAAGGAUGCAAAUGGUGUUUGGCAGGAAACAAAAGGCGAAAUUCAGGGUGUUGUGGAAGAUUACUUUUCACGAUUGUUCACAUCGUCGAAUUUGCAAGGAAAGCUGUCAAAUAGGGAGGUGGUUAAACAGGUUUCAGAUGUUGAAAAUGCGGAGCUGCACACAGAAGUAACAGUUGCAGAAGUAAAGGAUGUUGUGUUUUCUAUGCAUCCGGAUAAAGCAUCCGGUCUUGAUGGCUUUAAUCCCGCUUUUUAUCAAGCCUUUUAG
Daucus carota subsp. sativus is the source of this 960-nucleotide messenger RNA. RefSeq lists its product as uncharacterized. NCBI's taxonomy places the organism in Eukaryota, Viridiplantae, Streptophyta, Magnoliopsida, Apiales, Apiaceae. The record is from RefSeq and is a predicted model, not a curated record. Bases 1 to 960 code for a protein of 319 amino acids. The transcript has a single exon.